GCGGCCCCGUGGCGGGGCAGGGGCGGAGCCGCGUCAUGGCGGCCGGGAGGCUCCCGCCGGGCGCGCUCACCCUCAAGCAGUUCCUGAGGCGGCAGCAGGUCCUUCAGUUGUACCGCAAGAUCCUGCGGGCUAUCCGGGAGGUCCCUGCUGAGCAGGAUCGCCGCUACUUAAAGGACUGGGCCAGGGAGGAAUUCAAGAGAAAUAAGGAUGCUACAGAAGAGGAUGCAAUCAGGAUGAUGAUUACUCAAGGCAACAUGCAACUCCAGGAACUUCAGAGAACACUUAAGCUGGCAAAAUCCUGAUCUUCGCUUUGUUGACAGUUUAAUUUUUAUCUGUUGCAAAUAGGCACAGUGUUUUUUCCAGAAUGUGGUUACAAUGGCAGGCUUUGCUGGCAAGCUGGUAAUGUUUGAAGGAGGAAUCUUCCACAGUGGGAGUUCUGUUUCUUCCCCUUCCCCAUCCAUUUCUCAGUUUUGCUACCCUCAGAAGUGGAAAUCACUUGGACACAAAGGACAUUAAAGAACUGCAUGGAUGAUGUAGCAUGUGCUGCAGGAAAAGCAGAAAGCACCAAAAAUUACAACAGCUGUGUUAAUGCCAGUGCAGUGGAAAAUAAAUAUAUGCCAGAUUAUUUUGUCUGCUUUUUACUGUGGUAGCUGUAAUUGGUAAUAUUCACAAUUCAUGUACUGUGCCAAGGAUUUUCACCAAAAUUUCUGAUUAAAAAAAAGAAUUUGGGAUAAAUAAACUGGCCCAGAACAAACA
Vidua macroura (Pin-tailed whydah) is the source of this 756-nucleotide messenger RNA. RefSeq names its product LYR motif containing 2 (gene LYRM2). The coding region runs from base 36 to 302 and encodes 88 amino acids. Gene Ontology annotation, cellular component: mitochondrion. Lineage: Eukaryota; Metazoa; Chordata; Aves; Passeriformes; Viduidae. The record is from RefSeq and is a predicted model, not a curated record. The transcript is spliced from 3 exons.